Messenger RNA from Culex quinquefasciatus (southern house mosquito), 4764 nucleotides. RefSeq names its product nucleolar protein dao-5. The transcript is spliced from 6 exons. The record is from RefSeq and is a predicted model, not a curated record. The coding region runs from base 245 to 4618 and encodes 1457 amino acids. NCBI's taxonomy places the organism in Eukaryota, Metazoa, Arthropoda, Insecta, Diptera, Culicidae.
AACGUCCAGAAAUCAAACAACCAACUUCAAAAACCCAGCACAAUCCAAGCAAACGAGGGUCGCCGUCGCGGGCAUUUUUGAGACCAACAAAAACUCAUUUUCACGUUCAAUUUCGCGAUUUUAACGGAGUGAAUUGCUGUGCAAUUACGAGGAAAAGUGCGCGCGACAGCUGGGCAGUGUUUUAAAGUGGAAUUUUUAGUUUUGUUUGCGUAAUUUUCGGCUUUUAGUUUUCCGGCGCGCCAUCAUGAAUCGAGGAGAAGGAACGCCACCGGCGACCAAAUCCGGCCGCAAGGUGAAGCGUCCGGCGCACUUUGACGAUUCGCCGGACACCGUGGCGGCGUCCCCCGGCAAGCGAAAGGACACGACGGGGGUGUCGGAAGCGGCUUCGGCGAAGAAAACCGCCCGGAAGACGCUGGCGCUGGGUUCGGUCGGAACGCCGCCUUCGGCGAAGAAUGGGUCCGAUUCGGAAUCUGGCGAGGUGAAGAAGUCGUCGCGCAAGACGCUGGCUAAAAAUGGGGGAAGCAGUCGGGAGGAGUCGCCGGAGCCGGAAGUGGUUAAGAAGGUUGCUCCUGCUUCGGCCCGGAAGACGCUGCUCAAGUCGGCGGUUAAGAACAGUUCGGCGGAUGGUGGAACGCCCAAGAAGACACCGGCCAAGAAGGUUGAAGCAGAGCCGGAGCAGGUUCCCGAGGCUGGUCCCGGGUUGUCCCGAACGGGACGUAAGAUUAAGGUGCCGGCACAUCUGAAGGAGUUUGAGGACGUGGUCGUGCCGGCUGUUACGGCGUCGAGAAAAUCCGUUGCUCCCAAGAAGGACGAACUGGACGUGGAGGAGAAACCGAUUCCGAAGACGCCGGGCAAGGCGAAGGCUGCCGUCGUGCGGCAGCUGGCCACAGAGCAUGAAGACGAGAAGCCUGCGGCCAAGACGCCGGGGAAGGGAAAGUUGACCCGCAAAGCUGCUGAAGAAAGCGAGGAGGAGGAAGAGAAACCGGUGACCAAAACUCCCGGACGUGCUCGAUCGGUUGCACGCAAAGCCAUCGAGGAGGAAGAGGAGGUCAAACCAGCGGCCAAGACUUCAGGACGGGGUCGGUCCAUGGCACGCAAACCUUCCGUUGAUGAAGUGGCUUUCGAAGAAAAGCCAAAGACUUAUGGUCGAGCCAGAUCGGUCGCUCGUCAAACGGAGGAAGAGGACAAACCUGCGCCGAAAACUCCCGGAAAAUUUGUUCGCAAAGCUGCUGAAGAACCAGAAGAGGAGACCAAACCGGCACCCAAAACCCCGGCCAGAACCAAGUCCGUGCCGCGUCGAUUCGCCGAUGCCGCCGACGAGGAGGAGCCCAAACCUGCCCCGAAAACUCCCGGCCGAGCCAAGUCCAUGGCAGCUCGCAAGCCAUCCGUGGACGAACCUGCUCCAGCUCCGAAAACGCCUGCUCGUCGAAACAAAUCCAUGGCUCCACAAGCGACCAAACCAGAAGAGACUGAUCCGCUUGCCCUGCCAGAAGAACCCACUUCCAAGGUCGAGUCUCCCGUCAAGAAACCGGCGACCAAAACGCCCGCCAGGGCGAAGUCAGUCGCGCGCGACCCUUCCCCGGAACCAUCGGUCAAACCAGAUUCCUCGGAACCGGCCCCAACAUCCCGCUCGGGACGCAAGAUCAAGCCCAAAAAGUACUUUGGCGAGUUCGAGCAGGACGAAUCGGUCCCGACGGUGGUGGCCACGGCAGCAGCAACCCCCAAAGUCGUCUCUGCGUCCCCGGUGAAGACCGCUUCGCCGAAGGUUGCGGCCCCGUCGCCGAUCCGUUCACCGCAGCAAAUCGUGAAGAAGGGCUCGCCGUACGCGCCGAAAAAGGACACUCCGGUGGCGGCGACGACGUCGCCGGUUAAGCGACUCAGCGUCCCGGCGCAGCAACCACCGGCGGCGGUGUCCACCAAGAAGGCCAAAAAGGACGACGAUGGCGAAAGCUCGCCGUUCAAGAUUUCCCCGGCGACGGAGGAGCGCCAAAUCACCAAGCGCAACGUCAACGACCAUCACCACCUGAAGCCGGAAACGCCGAUACCCGCAUCACCGGUGGCCGCCCCUAAAGCCGUCUCUCCGCCCAAGAAGGCCUCGCCCAAGCCGCUGGCAGUGUCGACCUCCGACCCGGAAAUCAUUCUCGACCGCGACCCGCUGGCCAGUAGCAGCAGCUCCAGCGUUCCAACUGAAUCUUCCGCCGAAUCUACCGCCCCAGCGAAGAAGGAAGAAGAGCAGGAGGAAGAGCCACAGCAGGAGACCAAGCCAAAGCGCGGCCGCAAGACACUGCCCGCUGCGUCAUCGUCCACCGAAGACUCCGAACCGAAACCGGCGCCCAAGACGCCCGGUCGCAAGACCAUGGCGGCCGCGCCAGCUCCGGCACUUGAAGAGCCCGGCAGCAGCCGUUCCGGCCGCAAGAUCAAGCCGAAAAAGUUCUUUGACGAUGCGGAAGCGACGGCGGCGGUGACCAAGUCGGCUGCGAAGCCGGUCAAACCGGAGACGUCGGCCACCCCGGCCGGACGUGGCAAGAGGAAGACGAUUGCACCGGUGGUAAGCUCGGAAGAGGAUGAAGACGAGAAGCAGAAGAAGAAGAAGCAAAAUGAUGACGAGGAUGAGCCGAAGGCGAGCGUGUCGCGCGAGGAGAUUAUGGCCAUCGUUGGGGACUUCCAGGAUGAGGCGCCGCCAGCGGUGGUGACGGAGGCUACGGAAGCCGAACCCAUCAACGGAACAACUCCAGAAAAAUCCGAUGCCGCGCCAAACACUGACGAAAUUUCAGCAGCCGAAGAAGUUGAACAGCCAGCAGAAGAGCCCACAUCUGCUGCCACCAUCCCCGAACCGGAAAUCCAGGACUCCACCGAGGCCGCCGUCGAGGAAGUCGCUCCCGAGUCUGCCGGAAAUUUUCCCGAGACCCCGAUCGAACAGACACCUCCUUUAGCAGCGCUACCGCAGCAGACCACAGCGGAGGCAGUCCCCGACGAUCCUGUGCCCUCAGCUGAGGAACCGUCGGUUGCCGAAACAGCGGAAGCAUCCGCCAGCAGUGCCUUCUCCGAGGCAUUGCUCGUUGAGGAGGAGUCUGCAGGCGCCGCCGCCGCCGCCACCGCAGGGCCGACGGUAGAGGAGAAGAUGGAGGAGCUGUUUGAGUCGGUGGAGUUUUUGGAGGAGUCGGGUCGGUUGAGUGACGUUGCGGCAGCAGCGGCCGCAGUUUCGGACGAUGUACCUGCCGAGCUGUUGGCGCAGGAGCUCGGGGAGGUGAUGGGUGAAGUUGGUGAAGCUGUUGGGGAAGAGCAGGAGAAAGAGGUGGUGCCGGAGAAGGAGGUGGUGCCGGAGGAAGAGGUGGUGCCGGAGGAGGAACCAGCGGUUGCGGAACCAGCUGAAGCAGCUGUUGAGCCACAGGAACCGGAUCAGACGGAUGAUUUGGACAACACGGAGGCGCCUUCGGCGCUUGAAGAUUCUACGCAAGAGUCCGUUGCACCGGCAGAGGACGAGUUGAACAAGACGGAGCCUCCGGCAUCGCUGAAUGACACCGCAGAGGACGUGGCUCAAAACGAGGAGGAUUUGUUCUCGACCAGCAUGCCGGACUCGGUUGAUGAGUUUUUCGCGGAAAACGACCGCGACCAGGAGUCGAUUACGGUACUGCCGGAAGCUCCCAAGCAGAAGGAACCGGUGCUGGAGCAGGAAGAGCUGGAUCUCGUCGGUAAACUGCCGGAACCGCAGCAGUCUUCGAGCAACACGGUGGCGUUCGUAGAAGUUCCGGACACUCCGGUCGUGGCAAUCAAACAGCCAACUCCGACAACGCCAAAGACUCCCGAAUCAAAGCCAGCGAUCGCCAAGGACGAUGACUACUCUCCGGACAAACCGGACGCCCAAGAGCAGGCCAGCGUUCCCGUGCAGGCGCCGGAGAUCAUCGAAAUCUUUGACAGUCCGAUCGUCGCUACGGCCCUGGAACCGGCGCCGAGUCAGGCCACCAGCACUCCGGUGGGAAAAAGCACCGCCGGCAAGUUGACCGUCAAGGAACGGCUCAUCCAGAACAACCGCAAGAGGUCGCUGUCGGCGAGCGAUGCCGACUUGAGCACCAAGAAGAUCGUCACAUUCCACAGUCCGGCCAACAGCACGAUCAUGGUCGAGACGUUGGAUGAGCGGCUCAAGAAGAGCCUCAAGGCGGACAGCAAAUCCAAAAACGGCCGCAAGCGGUCCCUGUCGGAGCACAAGGAGAUGGGAGCAGCGGACGGACCAAGCCGUCCAAGAUCAGCAAGCUACCCAACUUUAAAACAUCCACCAGAACCAGUUCAGCCGGAUGGAAUCGAUUGCCGAGUAUCAGAACCGAAAGGCGCAACGUGCGAAGGAGAUCCUUACGAACAGUGCCACCAAGAGUCCGGCCCCCGCGCGGAAUGCAACUCCCCAGAAAUCUGCCCCCCAAUCUGGUCAAAAGAACGGCGCUGGCGUCGCUACGCAGCUGAAAUUCGGCGCUGCCAAGCCGGCGUCACACUCUACUGCAGCCCCGUCCUCGUCCUCCUCCUCCUCCGCCGCGGCCAAGCUACUCUCGGACGAGGCCCGCCAGGAGAAGCGACAGCAGCAGUUCAAGGCCGCCUUCAAGCCCAGAAGCGAGGACGGUGCAGGUAAGUCACAGCAGGAUGCCCCGGACGGAGCGCGGCGUGUCGUCGAGCAGAGCCGCCACAAGCAGCACCAGAUUCUGAAGGGCGUCCGCACGAACAAGCGGUUCGAGCUGCUCAUGAAGUUCCGGGACGCGGCGCAGGAUUAAGGCGACA